CAUAUGAAUAAGUUCUCAACACAGCUACAAUAUUGCACAUUGUUUGAGUCAAAGAUUAGACUCAAACCACUUUUUUUUUGUAAGACUCAAACCACAUUGAAUGCAUCGAAUACAUUCGAACAAAAAAACCUCAGAUGUCACGCCCAAAAUAUUUUAAUGAGCAGCAACAUUGUCCGAACAUGGCAUAGCAAAACAUGAUACAGCAUACAAGAUCACAAAUCUCUCCAGUCUCAUCACCCCUUCGAUGCCGAGUCCCGUGAUUCCGCACCCAAAAUCAGCCCCCGACAUCAGCGGGCUGCCUUCGAGCAAGUCCAUGGUGACGUCUCGCUCGGCCGGCUCGCCCUUAACCUCGUGGCCGAAGAAACUCGGCGGUCUCAUCAAAGGCAAGGCCAAGAACUCGGACCUCACGGAAGAGAGACUAGUCGAGUUCAAUAGAAGAAAUGCACUUAUAGAAGCAAGGUACCGCAGCAGCAGCCCUUACUACAAGGGAUUAACAGACUUCUCUCUUGACAUCAACAGAGAGAAGCAAUCGGGUUUGAGCCCCGGACGAGAGAGUCGUGCCACGAGCUAUGUCACAGCCGGUUCCAAGUCCAGCCUCGCUGUAAAGGUGCAGGAAUGGGGAGGGGCUUGCUUCACCCCCAAAAAAGAUGGCAAGAGCUCUUUAUCCUCGUUUUCUUCGUGGACGAAAAGCUCCCAUGACAACCGGUUAACAACUUCAUCGUCGUCGUCUUCAUCGAGGGUCACGGAAACUGUAGUCUUGACAAAAAUCAGGACCAAGACAACAGAGAAUGAGCCAGUCUCUGUGAAGAAAAGAGUGACUAUUCAAGCCACAAAGUUAGAGGAUACCAUCAUUUCACCAAGUGCCAAGAAGCCAUUGAGGGAGAGAGAUUCUGGUCCGCCACCGAUGCUGCCAUUAUCGCCACCAAUAGCAUCACCACCAGCAUCAUUGCCAUACCCACUGCCGGAGAUAACCCCACCAACCAUAAAACCAUGGUUGUCGCCACCGCCCACACCACCUCCACAAGCAAUAUCACAUCCCUCUUGUAGCAAGGAGGGCCUUGAAGCAGAAAAUGAAAGAAAGUAUACCUGGUCGGACAAAUAUAGACCUUUCUGGUUGCAAGAUUUUCUUUGCAAUAGGGAAAAGGCGCUUUGGCUAAAAACGAUUGUGCAGAGUUGGAAAGUUACGGAGGAAGAAUGUGGUCAGUUCAUAUUCGAAGGAAACCCGGGUGUGGGAAAGAGAACCAUGAUUUGUGCUCUGCUUAGGGAAGCAUUUGGACCAGACAAAGUGCAGGUACACAUCUAUCAGAAACAGAGAAAUUACUAGACACAAAUACAUAUAGUUUUCAUAAAGAAAUCAUAAUCUUACAUGCCAGUUUACGACUCUAUUACUGAGAUAACCAAUGAAAGAAGGUUAUCACAAUGGAUAAUUUAACUAGGCCUCAAAACUCAUGUUAAUGUUUUAAGUCCAAUACAUAUUGCUGUUUCUGAUCUCCUGUUUUCUCAUCCACAGGCGAAAAAAGAAACCAAGAAAUUUUACUUGAAGGUAAAUUCACAUUCUAUGUUCAAAUUAUUAGUACAAUGACUAACAUCACAUUAUUUACCACAGGGAGAAGCGGUGAGCAGUAUAACUGUAAAUCUAAUGGUAUCACCACAGCAUGUCGAAGUCAACCUUUCUGAUCUCAAAGGUUAUGAGAAGCAUGUCAUUGUUGAACUCAUCAAGGAGAACAGUCAGAUGUUGCUGAAUACAAAAUUGAACUGCAAUCAUGAAAAUUGUAAAGGUAUAUUAUAUAUAUACUUUGAGGAGAUAAUAGACAUAGACAUAUGAUGUGAUACUGAAACCCAUGCAGCUAUUAUUUUAUAUGAGGCGGACAAGCUAUCUGGUGAUGCCCUAUCAUAUAUCAAGUGGAUGCUAGAGAAGUUCAAAGGGUGUAACAAGGUAUUCUUCUGCUGCAAAGAUGCAAAAGAGCUCCACAGUAUAAUGCCACUUUGCAGACUUGUGCAACUCAAUAAACCUUCUACACAAGAGGUAGCAGCUGAAUGCCACUAAAUUCAGAAAACUCAUGUGGAAUCUCAAUUUCUCUUUAAUCCUCCACUGAUUCCACAGAUUGCUGGAGUCUUGAAUUUCAUAGCAGAAAAUGAAGGAAUACAGUUGCAUCAUCAGUUGGCGUAUAAAAUUGCAAGCAACUCGCAGAAUAACUUAAGACAAGCCAUACGUUCAUUUGAAGCUACUUGGCACACCAACUCCAAGUAUGUAUGUUUGUCAAUGUGAACACAACAACUGUAUCCAUAUCUAAUGUUGCAUGUGCAGUGCUUCUUUGACGGAAGACCAAGAUAUCAAAACUGGGUGGGAAGAUAAAAUAGCCAAUAUUGCUAAAAAAGUUGUAGAAGAGCAGAGCCCAAAACAGUAAGUAGCAUGAUUCAGUCUAACAAUGAACAAUACGGAGUAUAAUUUAUCUGAUUCAUCAUAGGCUUUAUACUAUAAGGGGAGAGCUUCAAAAUCUUAUAGAGCAUAAUGUGGCUCCAGAGUUCAUUUUCCAAGUAAGGACACUCUGAUUUUGUGAUGAUCAUCAAAUAUCAUCAUCCAUUAACUAAUUAUGUUCCUAUGCAGACUCUGAAGGAAGAACUGAUGAAGAUUCUGCCCGAGCAGUUACAACCACCAUUUCACCACCUAUAUGAUGAAUAUCAAUACCAAAAAAUUCAUGCUGGGAAGAAGUUUUUUCCCCUUGCCCAUCAAGAAGAUGAGCUUGGUGAAACACAAAAUGAUCAAAGAAAGAAUGUCCGAAAGUUCCUCAGAAUUGAAGGUAAGGCAAGCAUCCAUUAUAUAAGUGACAUGACAUGGAAAAGAAGAAGAUACUUUGGCAAAGCCAUAACAAAGAUGUACUCCAUAUUGAUUAAUUUGCAAUAAUUAUUACUCCUUAUGAUUUCUACUUUGCAUCUACAUUGGUCAGUAACAAGCCUUAUUGUUUCAAGUAUAUCCUUUUUCCGUCUUCUCAUAUCAACUCUCCUUGUUCCCCUACAGAAUUCAUAGCAAGAUUCAUGAGUUGGUACAAGGGCUUCGUUGUGAAGGAUUGUGCCGAUCAACAAGUCCAGGGAGGCUAGGGUUGAAUAUUGUCAUCUCCAGAGCACUUUGAAUCUUCAACUUCACAAAUUUACAAAAUAAAUACAAGUAUGCAUAAUUGCAUAUUGUGUUGAACUUGAAUAAGAAAUCAAGAUUAUCUCCCCUCUCAUAUACCAAAAUAUUUGUACACCAACUUCGAGUAACAAAAAGUUCUGUAUGAUUAUAUGCUCUGUGAAACUCAAUGUUCUAUCUAUCUUCAGUUGUGUUUGAUAUAUAUCAUUAUGGAACACAAUUUAGCACUACAUUUUGACUUAGGAGCUAAAGGAGUUAAUGUCUCCAACAUUUAGUCAAACCUAGCUUUAGUAAUCAGAAAAACUAGCUUCAGUAAUCAUAUCAUAACCACAUUACGCCGGAAUAGUAUUGAAUGAAGAUUAAACUAUAGACUGCCAAUUAAAUGAAUGGUGAUUUUACUUAAUAAUUACUGAAUUAUAAGUAAAGGUUUCUCAUUUUUAUAAAUACAAUAAAAUGAUAACCGUGAAUCGUACUUGUUUACGAAAGAAGACUCCUGGCUAGCAGUUGGAGUAGUUUUUUCAGCUUGCUGUGGAUCUCAACAUCUUCACUCACUCUUCAUUUUAGUCACAUCUCCUUGUCCUUCCACUUGGAGAUCGCAUCAUAGUUGCCGAUGAUCAGAUCGAUUUGUUAAGAGCGUGGCUGCUCCGU
Molecule: messenger RNA, 3778 nt
Organism: Salvia splendens (bonfire salvia)
Lineage: Eukaryota; Viridiplantae; Streptophyta; Magnoliopsida; Lamiales; Lamiaceae
Product: probable replication factor C subunit 3
Exons: 2
Coding region: 245-1324 (359 amino acids)
Biological process (GO): DNA-templated DNA replication; DNA repair
Cellular component (GO): nucleus; DNA replication factor C complex
Molecular function (GO): DNA clamp loader activity; DNA binding
Source: RefSeq, a predicted model, not a curated record